Molecule: messenger RNA, 1344 nt
Organism: Schistosoma mattheei
Lineage: Eukaryota; Metazoa; Platyhelminthes; Trematoda; Strigeidida; Schistosomatidae
Source: the annotation of a GenBank genome assembly
AUGGAUCCAGACAAGGAUAUGUUUUUGAUUGUUCAUCCUAUCAUGUCCAGUAAUAGGAAUGUUGAUGAUGAAUGGGAAACGGAGCCAGAUUUUGUGAACGAUGUAACAGAAAAAGAACAAAGAUGGGGCUCCAAAACUGUUAUUGGUUCUGGCCAUCAAGCUUCCAUAGAUAUGAUGGCGUUAAAAGAAGAAGUGAAACAAGCAGAUCGUUUGGCAAAAUUAAAAAUUGCACCAAAACCAGCUUAUGGAUAUGGUGGCCAAUUCGGAAUUGAAAAAGAUCGAAUGGAUAAGUCAGCAGUAGAUUGGAAUCAUAUUGAAGUGACUGAAAAGCAUACAUCACAAAAAGAUUAUGCAAAGGGAUUUGGUGGUAAAUAUGGUGUUGAACGAGAUCGUCAAGAUAAAUCAUCUGUUGGUUGGGAUCAUAAAGAAGCCGUAGAAAAGCAUUCAUCACAAAAAGAUUAUUCAGUUGGAUUCGGCGGAAAAUUUGGUGUACAAACUGAUCGACAAGACAAGUCAGCCUUGGGUUGGGAUCAUCAUGAACAAUCCAGUCAUCAUCCAUCACAAGUGGACUAUUCCAAAGGAUUUGGUGGUAAAUUCGGUCUACAGACAGAUCGAGUUGAUUCAUCAUCAGUUGGUUGGAAUGAUGUUAAUCAAACAGAAUCGCAUCCAUCACAGAUGAAAGCGCCUAUUUUCAAACCAGACGGUAGUUUAAGUAAUAUACGUGCACGAUUUGAACAGGGAAUUAAUCCGAAUAAUGUAAAGGAUUCAUCUGGUUUAACUGUCGCUCAACAACGCGUUCUUGAAGAACAAACUCGAUGGAAUGCUGAACGUAAACAACAACAGCAACAACGCGAACAACAGGAAGAUGAAGAACAAUCCAGAGGAAAGUCAAGAUCAUCUGAUACAGUUAAAUCGGUAUCAAAGAAUUCUGUUUUUACUGAUAGUAUUAAACCAACUAACAAUAAUACCAUUCAUGAUCAUAAUUGGAAUAAACAAGUUGACUCUGAAAAUAACAUGAAAUCAUUACAUUCACAGGAAUUUACAACUUUUGUUGAAUCUAAUCAAUUUAAUAAUGAUAAAUAUAAUCAGUUAGAAGAUAAAAAUGAACCAAGAACUUCCGGUGAAAGUCAUGUACAUGAUAACCCUGUCGCCAGUGAUGAUCAAGUUCCUGAAAUGUUUACGGUAACCGCUAUGUAUGAUUAUGAAGCCGCUGAAAAUGAUGAAUUGACAUUUAAAGCUGGUGAAAUAAUUACAGAGGUUGAAAAAAUCGAUGCAGGCUGGUGGAAAGGUGUUUGUCGUAAUAAAGUUGGUCUAUUUCCUGCUAACUAUGUCAAAUUAGAAUGA